Labeo rohita (rohu) is the source of this 3188-nucleotide messenger RNA. RefSeq names its product acyl-CoA oxidase-like (gene acoxl). Lineage: Eukaryota; Metazoa; Chordata; Actinopteri; Cypriniformes; Cyprinidae. The record is from RefSeq and is a predicted model, not a curated record. The coding region runs from base 87 to 2024 and encodes 645 amino acids. Gene Ontology annotation, cellular component: peroxisome. Gene Ontology annotation, molecular function: acyl-CoA oxidase activity; fatty acid binding; FAD binding. The transcript has 19 exons. Gene Ontology annotation, biological process: fatty acid beta-oxidation using acyl-CoA oxidase; lipid homeostasis.
CGCAACGCGGUGACAUCAUCCAAACGCGGAAGUGGAAUGUUACAUUUACAGUUACAGUGAAAGUGAAAACACGAGGGAUUGAAGUCAUGGUUUUAUUAUCCAUGGAUCAAAAACACCCCAGCAGCCUUGCCAGAUAUCUAGAUGGAGAAUUCUGGGAGAUUAGAGAUGCUUUUCGUGACGCGAUUUCAAAGUGUGAACUGUUUCAGUCCAGCAGUUAUGAGCUAACUCUGGAUCAGAGGAGAGACCUGACUGCAGAGAGGCUUCAUCACUUGUUAAGUCUGCCUUUCAUGAAAGAACACCUUCGAAAUCAGCUAAAAGAGAAGCAGAAAGACUUCACAAACAAGAGUUUAAGCUUCACAGAGAUCAUCUGCUCCGCUGACAUGGCCACGGGAGUCAAGCUUGGUGUUGUGUGUGGCCUGUACGGAGGUGCUGUCAAUAAUCUAGGCAGCCCAGAGCAGAAGAUGAAGUGGUAUCUCCCCGUUUCAGAAUUAGAGUUUACAGGCAUGUUUGCGAUGACUGAAAGGGGGCAUGGUAGCAAUGUUCGAGGCAUUAUCACUGAGGCGCGAUACGAUCAGUCCACACAGGAGUUUGUUAUUCACACACCUUCUGAAGAUGCUCAGAAAAUGUACAUUGGGAAUGCAAUGAAAGGAAACAAUGCUGCUGUGUUUGCUCAGCUCAUUAUAAAUGGAGAAUGUCAGGGUCCCCACUGUUUUAUUGUACCAAUCCGUGAUCAGAAUGGAGUCAUGUGGCCGGGAGUGACGACCAUUGACAUGAAGCACAAGGAAGGUCUGAAUGGAGUUGACAAUGGCAUUUUGAUAUUUAAUAAUGUACGGAUACCACGGGAAAAUCUGCUGAGAAAGUUUGGUUCUGUAUCAGCAGACGGUUUGUACUCUUCUCCCAUCCUCAAUAAAAGCAGUCGGUUCAAUGCAAUGCUCGCUGCUCUGACGCCCACCCGCCUGUGUCUCGCCGUACAAACCAUGGCUGCCAUGAAGCUGGGGCUCAUCAUUGCGGUACGCUACAGUCACAGUCGCAGGCAGUUUGGUCCGAAGGACCAGGAUGAGGUGAAGAUUAUUGAGCAUCAAACACAGUCCCUGAGACUGAUGCCACACCUGGCUGCUGCUCUCGCACUUACUUUCACCACCAGAUACACUGCAGGUUUGAUGGAUGAUGCUUUGUGUCAGGGUCAGGACCUUCAAAGCAAUCGCGCUCUGCAAGCUCUCAUCGCAGGACUCAAAGCCUACAGCACGUGGGAGAAUGUCGCGUGUCUGCAAGACUGCCGUGAGUGUACUGGCGGCAUGGGCUUCAUGAUGGAAAACCGCAUUCCGUCUCUGAAGUGUGACUCAGACGUCUUUGUCACAUUUGAGGGCGACAACAUGGUCAUGCUUCAGGUGGUGGUACGAGAGCUGCUGACCCAGUACACUAAACAGAUGGGGAACAACCUGGUAAUGGGACUGAUUAGAAACUGGACCACCUCACUGUCAGACAGCCUCAGAACCAGCUUUCUUGGCUUCAGCAUGGACAAAGUAGGAGACCUAAUGUUCUUGCUGAAAGCAGUGAGCUACAGGGAAAGGGUGCUACAGCGCAGUCUGGCAAGUCGACUUUACACUAAGGUAGAGAAAAACAAAGAGGAGUUCUUCAUGGCCUGGAAUGCUUGUUUACAUCACGUGACCGCUUUGGCUAUGGCACACAUACACAGAGUGACCUUGGAGCAGUUUGCUCUCGCCGUUCAAGAAUGCCAUAUCAAAGAGGACCGUGCCUUGCUUACCAAGUUCUGCCUCCUUCACGGCACUAGCCUGGUUUAUCAAGAGAGAGCGUGGUACCUGGAGCACAACUACCUGACCCCGAACACCAGCCGACAGAUCCGCAACCAGCUGUUGGAGCUGUGCAGAUCGGUGAAGGAUGAUGCGCUGAAGGUGGUCGAUGACUUCAACAUCCCGUCCUGCUGCAUCCAGGCUCCUAUCGCUGGAGUCGCCAAUCCCAGGGCCGAAUGGGCCUUUUACCCGCAGCCACAGUCUAAGCUGUAAAUGAGAGAAUGAAUAUGAAUGUAUUAGAAUGUGGGAGAACAAUUAAGUGAUUUCAGGUUGCUAGUCUGAACAAUGAGGAACUAAUUGGAGGUCAAUGCACUUACGAAUGCAUAGCUGAUGUUUUAUGAUUAAGCAUCAUGCUUUGUGCCAACAAGAAUGGUAGAACUUAAAGGCCUUGAGAAAAUGACAUGUAGGAACAACACUACUAUUUCUUCUUCACUCUUAAAUAUAAAGGAUCCAAAGGGGGUGGGUUUGCAACAAUGCCACAGAAGAACCAUUUUGGGUUUUGGGGUCCACAAAGAAUCAUUUGGUGAAUGGUUCUUUAAAGAACCAUUUGUUAGUUUGAAGAACAUCUAAAGAACCUUAUUUAACAUUCAAAGACCUUUUGUCCAAUAAAAAAGUUCCAUGGAUGUUAAAGAUUCUUCAUUCUGCCAAUAAAGAGCCUUUCACUGAACGUUUCUUAAAAAAAAAAAAAAAAAAUUUUUACUUUGUGUGAAGAACAUUUAAAGGAGCUCAUUGGACUAUCGAGAACCUUUUAUCCAAUGGAAAAGUUCCAUGGAUGUUAAGAGUUCUUAACGGAACUAUCAGUGCCAAUAAAGAACCUUUAUUUUUAAGAGUGUAUGUAGAAGGGAAUUUCAGUUAUAGGAGUUGCACAUUAUGUCUAUCAUACAGGUUCUAAUUUUUUUCCUUAAAUUCCUCAAGUUUUUCAAAUAAACACCAGCUAAAACUGAAUUAAAAUUAUCCAAAUGUACUAAACAUUUGCAGUUUACAAAGGAGCUCUGACAGCUCGGAUCUAAGCUGUAACAGCAUAAAGAAGUGCCGAGAGGCAGAUUUCAGUUAAAUAAUGGGUUAAGAAAAGCCCAAAUGUGAUUAGUCAUCACAUUACACACCGUUUUUGGAUAUUUAUGCAAUUGUACGUACAUUAGGUAACAAUAACCACACUAAAAUGUUGGAUAGACAAUAAUAUAUUACUGCUGCUACAGUUUGCUACUAUCAACUGCCGUAAUUUUACUUUUAUUUACCAUUUGAGCUAAGUAAAGGUAAAUAAUUAGAUCACAGGUUCUAAUUUAGUUAACUUCUACUCAUUGUGGGUCUUUAAAAAAUGUACAUGUAUGCUUUUGUCUUGGACCAAACUACCAAUCAUCAAUUCAGGUUUUGUGUUUU